UUCGAGGUAGACGCGCUCGCAGGAUUUUACGGCUUCGAGACCGCGGACGGUGAUGUCCUUUUCGGAGGAGAGACCGAGACCGACGACGUAGAGGACCAUUGGAGCUGAGGAGAUGGAGGGGAGGGUUACCGACAGGCUCGAAAUAAGGUUUGGAGAUUUCGAGGUUUGGAGGUGGCGCGGCAGGGGAGGGUGUACCGCAGUCCGCCGUUCAGCUGCUCCAAACGCAACGAUGGCAGCAUACAAAUCAACGCCGUCAGACUUCCCUCCCCGCCUCGUCGCAAUCUUCUUCGCCGUCUUCGAUCCGCAGUUAGGCCCGCACGUCCUCCAUCAAGUCCCCUCCGCUUCGAUUCACCCGCAAUCACCCUCGGCAUUAUUUGACUUCGAGGCACUGUCCGAGUACAUCAUUCCAAAACCUCAGUUAUGCUCGAGGUUGAUUCAGAUAUGUUCGCGUGGGUAUAGAGUGCUCGGAUGGCCAAUAUGUAUGGUGGAUAAGAAGUACGAGCGAAAUGCGUUAAUGUUCAAUCUAUGUUGCGUGUUUGAAGAGGGAGCGGAUUCGUCGUGCUACGUAUCCAUCGUACGGCGACUAAACAGAGUCUUCAAACGCUUAGAGGAGCAAAACGCAUUCAUCUCCAACCCCCAAAACGCCCUCCAAAUCCACAACAUCAUCGAACAAGUCUUCGAGGAUCUCAAUAAUUAUUGUGAAUGCAUGAUCCCCAUCAACGACGCCAAUACCAUCAACCUCAAGCUGUUCCCGUCGUAUCCGCAGCCGCCGCCGGUGAAGGCGUAUCACGUACCGAUUUUGACUGUGAUCCCAUUUAUCGAUGGUAUCAACAGCGUGAGAAGGAUAAGUGAUAUCGCCGACGUGGAUUACGUCCUAGCAAAGAAAUGCAUGGAACACCUACUCUACUACGGCUGUCUUCUCAUGACCGACAUCUUCCAAUUCUCAAACGUCUACGCCCCAACCCCCCUCCUCGAAAACAUCGUCACAGACCCCCCCCUCCAACACGAAUGCCAAGCCUACGUCUCCUCCCACGGUCCCUCCUCCGCUCCCAAAAUCCCAUUCGCAAGAUUGUUUGAGUUGUACUGCUCACUCCGGCAAGGUACCCGUCUCACAGAAUGGAUGGAGGCGAAUGAGACGAAACUAGAGGGGAUUGAUGUCAGGAGGUUUGUUAGUUUUGGGUGUAUUAAGGGGUUUUUGUAUCGGGUGAGACGGUAUCCAGUGUUGGAGGAGGGUGUGGAGGGGAGUACGGGUGCUGGAUCGGGGAGGAAGGGGGUGCCGUUGAUGAGGUAUUUGGAUGGGACGAGUACGUUUGAUGAGAUUGCGACGGAUUUGCAGUGUCCGCCGGCGCAGAUUGAGAAGGCAUUGAAGGGGUAUGAUCGGACGAUGAAGUAUAUUUAUCGGUAGCGUAAUGAGGAGGAGUCAGGACGCUACGCUUGUAG
Saitoella complicata NRRL Y-17804 is the source of this 1440-nucleotide messenger RNA. Its product is annotated as nitrogen permease regulator 2. Bases 113 to 1405 code for a protein of 430 amino acids. Gene Ontology annotation, molecular function: GTPase activator activity. Gene Ontology annotation, biological process: negative regulation of TORC1 signaling; positive regulation of autophagy. NCBI's taxonomy places the organism in Eukaryota, Fungi, Ascomycota, Saitoellomycetes, Saitoellales, Saitoellaceae. The record is from RefSeq and is a predicted model, not a curated record. The transcript has 4 exons. Gene Ontology annotation, cellular component: vacuolar membrane; GATOR1 complex.